GACAUUACAGUGACAUUUCUCGUUCUCUUUACGUCGCCACGUUCUGUAGUGUCAAUUUCUUUAAAAAUUUUGUGAUUUUCAAUUAUUUCUUUAGAAAUUGAAUAAAACGUUGAAGUAACCAACAAUAAUAAUGCCACCAAAAAAAGUUGAAGAACCUGAACGAAAGCCAUUGAUUGGUCGUGUCGGCACUAAUUUACGUGUUGGUAUCGUUGGCGUCCCGAAUGUAGGAAAGUCGACAUUCUUCAAUGUUUUAACGAAAAGUGCUGCGGCUGCUUCUAAUUUUCCAUUUUGUACCAUCGAUCCGAAUGAAAGUAGGGUACCCGUUCCCGAUGCCCGAUUCGAUUUUUUGGUUGAUUAUCACAAGCCAGCGAGCAAAGUGCCCGCCUAUCUCAACAUUGUUGACAUUGCCGGUUUAGUGAAGGGAGCUGCUGAAGGACAUGGCCUGGGCAAUGCAUUUUUGUCUCACAUCGGUGCAUGUGAUACAAUCUUCCAUUUAUGCCGUGCUUUUGAUGAUCCAGACGUGACCCAUGUUGAAGGCGAAGUAGAUCCGAUCAGAGAUUUUGAUAUAAUCGCAGAAGAACUUCGGUUGAAGGACGAAGAGGCCCUGUUGAAAAACUUAGACAAAGUUGAACGGGCCUGUAUUCGUGGCGGUGACAAGAAACUUAAACCGGAAUAUGACACUCUAGUUAAAGUGAAAGCAGUUCUCUGUGAUGAGAAGAAACAUAUCCGGUUCGCCGAUUGGAGCGCUAAUGACAUUGAAGUCCUUAACAAGUAUCUGUUCCUUACAUCCAAACCGGUCGUCUAUCUCGUAAAUCUGUCCGACAAGGACUUCAUUCGCAAGAAGAAUAAAUGGCUCGCUAAGAUCAAAGAGUGGGUGGACAAGCACGAUCCCGGAUCGGUGAUUAUACCCUUUUCGGGCGCAUACGAAACGAAAUUAGCUGAAUUCGAGUCCGAUGAGGAACGUAAGGCAUACAUCGAAGAAGUGAAGUGCCCGAGCGUGUUGGACAAGAUUAUCGUCACCGGUUACAAGGCAUUGAAUUUAGAAUAUUUCUUCACUGCUGGUCCGGAUGAAGUCAGAGCAUGGACAAUUCAAAAGGGCACAAAAGCGCCACAGGCUGCCGGUCGUAUCCAUACCGAUUUCGAGAAGGGUUUCAUUAUGGCUGAGGUUAUGCAUUACGCUGACUUUAAAGAGGAAGGAUCUGAAUCAGCCGCAAAAUCAGCUGGAAAAUAUCGUCAACAAGGUCGUAAUUAUACAGUAGAGGACGGUGACAUCAUUUUCUUUAAAGCCAACACUGGUGGUGGAUUAAAAGAUGCUAAAAAGAAGUAAAAUCAGUGCCGCCGAUGUUCCGAUUGAAUGAUUUACGGCCGAUUGAUGUAACGCAUUGAAAAUGUAAUCGUUUCGAAUUGAAAAAAUAGUUUUUCAGAUUUCGACUUCAGAAUUUGCAUUUACAGUUUUGUUACAUGCUUUUUUUUAAAUAAACAAUUCUAACUCA
Molecule: messenger RNA, 1493 nt
Organism: Bradysia coprophila
Lineage: Eukaryota; Metazoa; Arthropoda; Insecta; Diptera; Sciaridae
Product: obg-like ATPase 1
Cellular component (GO): cytoplasm
Molecular function (GO): GTP binding; ATP binding; ATP hydrolysis activity
Source: RefSeq, a predicted model, not a curated record